AUGUUUCGUAAGCUCAUCUCUACUAUGGGUUAUCAUCCGACCGGAAGGUACUAUCAUUCGACAGCCCCGGCACAGUACAUGUCGUUUCGGUAUAAAACGAUCAGCACCGAGGAAACGAUGAGUAAGAAAGGAAGGUGGAAGAUUGGUCCGCCAGAGUUCAGUGACGCUGGCUGAUGAUUUGAUGACACUGAAAGAAGAAUAAAAUAAAGGAGAAGAAAAACCAGUUUACAGAAGAAGUUUCUUCUUCGUUUUCAGUGAGAAAAGAAGAAAAGCAGCAUUUCACUGAAAUGGAACGAACGGCUUGGCUCUCACAAAUGUGCCACGCGUGAAGAGCAAACACUGUGGCCACAGUGAAAAGAGCAACAUGUCAAACACCCCAUGGGGCGAGACUAUUUUUAUGGUGCGUGGCAUGGGUGAGACAACUCUCUGAGUUAAACUGGAAACGUAACAAUGUCCACUGUUGUAACAGAGUUUUGUUGGAGAAUCAAAUUUGAAACGAAGCGAAUAGUUCAUUUCAAACGAAGCGAAGGAUAAUAAUUAGACUGAUUCUGAGGUUUAUGUUACGAUAGUAACAAUAACAGCGAGAUCUGCGUUCACAAUUUAUUCGAAAGUGCGCCGACUUCCGGGAAAACGAACCUGUUACGUAAACAGAGUCGCUUCCGCGUGCUUUUUAUUUACAUAUCUUAUUAUACAGCGAGGAAGGAGUGUAUUGCAAGUACUCGAAAAUGAUCGCGAUCGACUGGGUGAAAUGGCAAACCUCGCGGAAGGAGAUCCGUCCGUC
Messenger RNA from Heterotrigona itama, 781 nucleotides. The record is from the annotation of a GenBank genome assembly. NCBI's taxonomy places the organism in Eukaryota, Metazoa, Arthropoda, Insecta, Hymenoptera, Apidae.